GUAAAAUCCCAGUUAAUCAGUUAACCUGUUAAACCUUAGGUUUAACCAGUUAAGCAGGAUCCACUCCCUCCCUUGUGUGAGGUGCAGCUGCAGGGCUGGAACAGCCCCCACCUGUGGCCACUGCUCCUGGAUGCUUACUGCCUCCAUGCUCAGUGAUCAGCCCAGGACUAGGAGGAGGGAAGCCUACUGCAGCAUUUCAUCCCCAACCAGCUCUGAGGAUGAGCAGCCUUUGAGCUCCUCUACUUACUCCCUGCUUUCCCCAACUUACAAUCACAGCUUCCAGAGCUGCAAUGAAGAGGAGGAUAGGGAGGCAGCGGCAACAUCAGCUAGGGGGCAAACAACCGUCAAGAGGAGUAAACACAAUAGUGCUGAAAACUGUAAUGUAACAGAAAAGAAAAAACAGUCCUCUCCAAUAGAUAAUCUCUCCCCUUGGGAAGAAUGGUUCAUUUGCAAAGAGAAAGAGCUACGCAUCCGCUUACAAGCCAGAGCGUUAGAGGAAAUGAAUUUACAACUGGAGAAAAGAAAAGAAAAGCAGGAACUUGAAAGGAAAAAAAAGAUAGCUGAAGAGAAACACAAAGAAUGGGUGCAGAAAAAGAAUGAAGAGGAAAGAAGGGAAAAGGAACGAAAGCUCAUCAAAAAAAUGGCAGAAAAAGCAGCGAGAGAUCUAGAGAAAGUCCAAUUGCAGGAAAAAGCUAAAGAAAAAUAUAAAGAAUGGCUAAAGAAGAAAAGAUCUGAAGAGUCUGAGAAAAAGAAGAAAGAGGAGGAAAAGGAACAAAAAAGGAUAGCUGAAUUACAGGAGAAAAAAGAGAAAUCGGAGAAGAUCUUUAGAGAUUGGCUACAUAAUGCCAGAAAUAAACCCCGUCCAGUUUUACACAGUUAUGGCUAUACAAGUGGGAAACUUUCAGGAUAUGCUGAUGGAAAUUCAUAUCCAGCUCCAGCCUAUUGUAAUCCUAUUCCCUGGAAACCAAUUCAUGUGCCACCUCCUAAGGAAGACAAGCCUGUUACAGUGAAAAAAACUAAGAGACCUAUAUCUAGUCACUCAUAUCGAUCCUCAUCUAUGCUUAUUCAUAAGCCCAAGAACAAUCUUUGUAUUGGAUCAUUGCACAGAAAACAAAGAUAGUGUAAAAAGAAAAAUAACUUUCUAUUGGCUUGAUUUAACUUAGUUUUGAAGCAUAAAAGUUAUUUCUUGGUUAACUGUAUCCUUAAAUGUUACAAAUAGGGUAUUGAAAGACAAUACUACUGUCCUCUUUCUAACAGUUGUGAUUGUUUACUGAUAGCUAAGGAAUAUCUUUUUCAAAGACUUUUUAACUGUUACUUCAAUACUUAGAAAAUUGUGUUUUUAAAAAUUUAACUAGAUUUUUAGUCACUUAAGUGAUGUUUGUUUUUUAAAAUUUUAUAUGUAGCCAGUUAUUUUGCAGCUACUCUUUGAUAUCAAUAAAACAUUAGUGAUUAA
This is a messenger RNA of Pelodiscus sinensis (Chinese soft-shelled turtle), 1453 nucleotides long. The record is from RefSeq and is a predicted model, not a curated record. NCBI's taxonomy places the organism in Eukaryota, Metazoa, Chordata, Testudines, Trionychidae.